Thamnophis elegans (Western terrestrial garter snake) is the source of this 2089-nucleotide messenger RNA. RefSeq names its product poly(A) binding protein cytoplasmic 4 (gene PABPC4). Gene Ontology annotation, molecular function: mRNA 3'-UTR binding; poly(A) binding; poly(U) RNA binding. Gene Ontology annotation, cellular component: cytoplasmic stress granule; nucleus; ribonucleoprotein complex. The coding region runs from base 208 to 1812 and encodes 534 amino acids. NCBI's taxonomy places the organism in Eukaryota, Metazoa, Chordata, Lepidosauria, Squamata, Natricidae. The record is from RefSeq and is a predicted model, not a curated record. The transcript has 15 exons.
CCGGGCCCGUCCUCUCCAUCCGCGUCUGUAGGGACAUGAUCACCCGGCGCUCGCUCGGCUACGCCUACGUCAACUUCCAGCAGCCCGGCGACGGUGAGGGGCAGCGGACCCCGGUUCCCGCCCCCCGAGGCCUCCUGCGAGGGAUUCUGGGAGGGGAUCCCCCUCCCACCCCUAAAUACUUGCUGAGCUGAGUGAGCCCUGGAUACCAUGAACUUUGAUGUAAUCAAAGGCAAGCCCAUCCGCAUCAUGUGGUCUCAGCGGGACCCCUCUUUGAGGAAAUCGGGUGUAGGGAAUGUCUUCAUUAAGAGCCUGGAUAAAUCCAUAGACAACAAAGCACUUUAUGACACGUUCUCUGCUUUUGGGAAUAUUCUUUCUUGCAAGGUGGUUUGUGAUGAGAAUGGCUCCAAGGGCUAUGCUUUUGUGCACUUUGAGACACAAGAUGCUGCGGACCGCGCCAUCGAGAAGAUGAACGGCAUGCUGCUUAACGACUGCAAAGUGUUUGUUGGCCGAUUUAAAUGCCAUAAAGAACGUGAGGCAGAAUUGGGAGUCAAAGCCAAAGAGUUUACCAACGUCUAUAUUAAAAACUUUGGGGAUGAGAUGGAUGACAAGAGGCUGAAGGAUCUCUUCAGCAACUAUGGUAAGACCCUCAGUGUUAAAGUGAUGACUGACCCAGCUGGGAAAUCCAAAGGUUUUGGCUUCGUGAGUUUUGAAAAGCAUGAAGAGGCCAGCAAGGCAGUAGAAGAAAUGAAUGGAAAAGAUUUCAAUGGGAAAAUUGUGUUUGUGGGUCGUGCACAGAAGAAGGUGGAACGGCAGGCAGAGCUGAAACGCAGGUUUGAGCAGCUGAAGCAAGAGAGGAUCAGUCGUUACCAGGGAGUUAAUCUCUAUAUCAAGAACUUGGAUGACACAAUUGAUGAUGAGAAGCUGAGAAAGGAGUUCUCUCCAUUUGGGUCCAUCACAAGUGCAAAGGUGAUGCUGGAAGAUGGUCGAAGCAAAGGCUUCGGCUUCGUCUGCUUCUCCUCUCCAGAAGAAGCCACCAAAGCCGUAACUGAGAUGAACGGGCGCAUUGUGGGAUCCAAGCCGCUGUAUGUGGCCUUGGCCCAGAGGAAGGAGGAGCGCAAGGCCCACCUCACCAACCAAUACCUGCAGCGCAUUGCUGGCAUGAGAGCUCUGCCGGCGAACACCAUUGUUAGCCAGUUCCAGCCGACUUCCGGAGGCUAUUUCAUGCCGGCUGUGUCCCAGAUCUGCUGCUGGAAUCCAGGUGGGAGGCCUCAAGGCUUCCAAGGUAUGCACAACAGUAUGCGCCAGUCUGGGCUGCGGCCAACGCUACGGCAUUUGGCUCCCACAAAUGCUGCUCAAGCAUCACGUGGUGUGCCUGGUGCUCCCCAGAAGACUGGGGUUGCUCCUCGGCCACCUAUAGCCACCCAGGCUCCCAGGGCUGUUCCACCAUACAGAUACGCUGCAGGCAUCCACAGCCCCCACCCAGCAGUCCAGCCUUUACAGGCCCCACAACCUGCUGUUCACGUGCAGGGACAAGACCCUCUGACGGCAUCCAUGCUGGCUGCUGCACCUCCUCAGGAGCAAAAGCAAAUGCUGGGAGAACGUCUCUUUCCAUUGAUCCAGGCAAUGCACCUCAGCCUGGCAGGGAAGAUCACUGGGAUGUUGCUGGAGAUUGACAACUCAGAGCUGCUACACAUGCUGGAGUCUCCAGAAUCCCUCCGUUCCAAGGUGGAGGAGGCUGUGGCGGUAUUACAGGCUCACCAAGCAAAGAAGGUAGCUACUCAAAAGGUGGACAUUGUUACUGCUACCUCAUAAACCAAGGAUGCUGGUCUUGUACAGUCUCUGAAGAAAUCAUUUCAUUCUGCAUAUUUCAACGUAAUACAACAUAUCUCAACAAUUUUCAGUGUUUAAAGCUCUUAAUAUGCCUUAUUUAAAAAUAUUUUAAAAAAUCAAAUUUCAUAUGCAAGGAUUUAUUCUCCUGGCCAAGGGAUGGACAUCUUGUUUUUCCAUGUGGGAUAAUGACAUUUUUGGACUUAGUUUUAAUCAGACAAUCCCAAUUUGCAAAGUCAAUAAAUAGAAGUAUUUUAUGAAA